This is a messenger RNA of Pteronotus mesoamericanus, 3161 nucleotides long. It is a transcript of the gene SEPTIN4, whose product is annotated as septin 4. The coding region runs from base 1 to 3006 and encodes 1001 amino acids. Gene Ontology annotation, molecular function: GTP binding; molecular adaptor activity; GTPase activity. Gene Ontology annotation, biological process: intracellular protein localization; cytoskeleton-dependent cytokinesis; regulation of exocytosis. The record is from RefSeq and is a predicted model, not a curated record. Gene Ontology annotation, cellular component: sperm annulus; septin ring; cell division site. The transcript is spliced from 14 exons. Lineage: Eukaryota; Metazoa; Chordata; Mammalia; Chiroptera; Mormoopidae.
AUGGUUAAGAUGAAUAAAACUGGGCCCAAGGUAACGGUUUCAGCACAGAAAGGGGCUGAGGUUACUAACACAACCCCUCAGCGGGGACAUGGGUCCAUUGCUGUCUCAACCCAGCGAAGUGCUGCAGUCUCCAGCACCCCUUCUGUCCAUCAAAAGUCAGAAGCUCGGCAUCCCAUCAUUCCCCCUUCAUCAUCACGCUAUCCUCGCUCUGUCUCCCUCCAAGCAGGACCUGGCUUCUCUGGAGCACCCACCCGUGGAGGAACUGAGAGCCGAUCAAAAUCAGAAGCAUAUCAGCAUUCCACUCUUCAGCAAAAGAUCCAGCAAACUCAGACACCACUUCCCCAUGCUGUUCAGACACAGCAGAAGAUUAGUCUAUCCAGAGAAGAAGCAACACGAAAAGGGGGUGAGAGCAAGUCAGGGCGUGACAGUAAACAUUACUCAUUAAUCCCAGAUGCCAAAUCCUUUCGCCAGUUGGUUUUUCUAGACCAGAAGAAUAAUAAACAAAUCUUACAAGAAGAAGACCCACCCUCCAAGGUCCAGUACCCACAAGGGGUCAGAGUUUCCCGUAAGUCUUUGGUUUCCCCAAAGGAUGAAGCAGUCCAAACUGAGCCCAUCCGAAAGAGUGUGACUGCUGCUGAGGUCAGAUUUUCAAGGAGAACCUCCAGCCCAGAACAUGGCAACAGGCUCAUCUUUGCAGACUCUCGAACAGCCCAGAGGAGGAUCCCUGGCCAAGAGUCUGAAACAGGUCUUCGCAACUCGACUCAUACAGAACCCAAGGCCUUGCAUAGGAGCAAGAACUUGGAAUCAUCCCUCACACUCUCCAUCCUUAAAGAUGUGGGUAGUGGACGCCAAUUUUCUGUGCGUACAGAGCAUGAGCCUAUCCACAAGCAUUCUGCCUACACCGAACCCAGCCCCCCCGCAAGAGUUUUAACAUCAUCAGAAGUGGAGUCCAACAUAAAGUCGCCAGUGCGAGGAGACAGCGAGACCAGCCGCAGAGUCAUUAUCUGCUCAGAAGCACAGCCAGCACAGACAGCUCACCAUGUGACAUCUCGAGCAGGAACUGAGAGCCCCCGCAAGUCUUUCAUGUUUACCUUUCCCGAGCCUGUCUAUAAGCAGCACACCUGGAGACCCUCAGAAAGUGUCCGCACGUCCCCAGGAUACAUACUCAAGCAUCCAGAUCCCUCCCCAAAUUCUGUUCGUGCCAAAGUGGAACUGACCCCUCGGCCCUUACCCCCUCGGCCCUUACCUAAGUAUGGGCCUGAGUCCUCAUGGUGGACCUUACUCAAUACUGAAGUUGAAAUGCCCCAAAGCCAGCUAACAACAUCUGAUUUCGAGGCCAAAUCUCUCCCUCCCAUAGACUAUUCAUUAUCCUCUUUUGAAAUUGACUCAAGCCCUUUCUGUGAGGAUAUGAUGUUCCUGAGAGAGAAGACAAGUACAUCACCACCACCUGCACCAGCGACACCACCACCACUGCAAUCACCAAAGGAGUCUCCAAGCCGGCCACUAUUGAGGGGAGUGCCACAGGCCCCCAAGUGCACCUCCAAACAACCCACUCAAAGGUUUAGUGCUUUCUUCUUGGAUGUCUCUGAGGAAAUGUACAACCGUGUCAUCUGGUGGCUAAAAGAUGAGGAGAUCAAGCGCUUCCUGGAGGACACGGAUGAUGCAGAACUGAACAAGUUCGGGAAGGAUUUCCCAGGAAAUGAGAGCUGCCACCAACCAGAGGCCAAGACCUGGGUGUCCAGGCCCCAAGUUCCGGAGCCAACGCCCCAGGCCCCAGACCUCUACCAGAAUGACCUGGAGUUCAGAUCCCCCUUGUGGCCCCAGCCCUCUGACAGCCAGCAAUACUUCUGUGCCUCAGCCCCUCUCAGCCCCUCAGCCCGGCCCCGCAGUCCAUGGGGCAAGCUUGAUCCCUAUGAUUCCUCUGAGGAUGACAAGGAAUAUGUGGGCUUUGCGACUCUCCCCAAUCAAGUUCACCGAAAGUCCGUGAAGAAAGGCUUUGACUUUACCCUCAUGGUGGCAGGAGAGUCUGGCCUGGGAAAAUCCACUCUUGUCAAUAGCCUCUUCCUCACUGAUCUGUACCGAGACCGGAAACUCCUCAGUGCUGAAGAGCGGAUCAUGCAAACCGUGGAGAUCACUAAACAUGCUGUGGACAUAGAAGAGAAGGGCGUGAAGCUGCGGCUCACCAUUGUGGACACACCAGGUUUUGGGGAUGCAGUCAACAACACAGAGUGCUGGAAGCCGGUGGCAGAAUACAUCGACCAGCAGUUUGAGCAGUAUUUCCGAGAUGAGAGUGGCCUGAACCGCAAGAACAUCCAAGACAACAGGGUGCACUGCUGCCUGUACUUCAUCUCACCCUUCGGCCACGGGCUCCGGCCAUUGGAUGUUGAAUUCAUGAAGGCCCUGCAUCAGCGGGUCAACAUUGUGCCUAUCUUGGCUAAGGCGGACACACUGACACCUCCUGAAGUGGAGCGCAAGAAACGCAAAAUCCGGGAGGAGAUAGAGCACUUUGGAAUCAAGGUCUACCAGUUCCCAGACUGUGACUCUGAUGAGGAUGAGGACUUCAAAUUACAGGACCAAGCCCUAAAGGAGAGCAUCCCAUUUGCUGUAAUUGGCAGCAACACUGUGGUAGAGGCCAGAGGGCGACGAGUCCGGGGCCGUCUCUACCCUUGGGGCAUCGUGGAAGUGGAAAACCCAGGGCACUGCGACUUUGUGAAGCUGAGGACAAUGCUGGUGCGUACUCACAUGCAGGACUUGAAGGAUGUGACGCGGGAGACACAUUAUGAGAAUUACCGGGCACAGUGUAUCCAGAGCAUGACCCGCCUGGUGGUGAAAGAACGGAAUCGCAACAAACUGACUCGAGAGAGUGGUACCGACUUCCCCAUCCCUGCUGUCCCACCAGGGGCAGAUCCAGAAACUGAGAGGCUGAUCCGAGAGAAAGAUGAGGAGCUGCGGCGGAUGCAGGAGAUGCUGCACAAAAUCCAAAGACAGAUGAAGGAGACCCAUUAGCUGGCUUUCAGCCCAGGAUAUUUAAAUCUCCACUUCUUGCCCUUGCCAGACCCUCCCAGCACCAGCUCUGCUCAGGCCCCUGCAGCUACUGCCACAUCGCCUUACAUCCCUGCUGCCUCCCCAGAGACUCAGAGGAAAUAAAGUUUAACAAAUAC